AGGCAACAGGAAGAGCAAGCAUGGGCAUGAUAGCUUCAUUCGCUAGACUCUGCUUACUAAUCCUCCUCCCCUACGUCCUCCAAGCCCAAGCUAGGUCCUCCAACAGAACAACUCCGGCGCUCAUAGUGUUCGGCGACUCGGUCGUAGACCCAGGCAACAACAAUGCCAUCGUCACCACCGUCAAAUGCAACUUCCCGCCCUACGGCAAAGACUUCAUCGAUCACAAAGCCACCGGCCGCUUCAGCAACGGGAAGAUCCCCUCCGACAUGAUAGCUUCUAGACUAGGAAUAAAGCAGCUCGUACCAGCAUACCUUGGGACAGAGCUCGACGCCGAGGACCUCCUCACCGGCGUAAGCUUCGCUUCAGGUGGCUCGGGAUACGAUCCUCUGACAAGUGAAUUGGUGCAAGCUAUACCGAUGAGCGAGCAGCUCAACAUGUUUAAGGAGUACAUGAAGAAGCUGGAAGAGAUUGCGGGAGAGAGAAAGGCACGGGACAUCAUCUCCAGGAGUCUGUACCUCGUGAUUACGGGGACCGAUGACCUGGCGAACACGUACUUUACCACACCGUUUCGCAGAGCAGAGUACGAUCUCCCCUCCUAUAUUAAGUUUGUGGUGGAGACGGCUACAAGCUUCGUGCAGGAACUGUACAAUUUAGGGGCACGAAGGAUCAGUGUCUCAGGAAUAUCUCCUAUAGGGUGCCUACCAUCACAAAGAACUCUGGCAGGAGGGAUUGAAAGAGAAUGUGCCGAUCUCUAUAACCAAGCUGCAGUCAUAUACAACUCUGAGCUAUCAAAAGAGUUGCAAAGGCUUAACCAUUCCCUACCAGGAUCAAGAAUACUCUUCAUUGAUAUGUACACAUCUUUGCUUGAUCUGAUGCAACGCCCUGAAGCUUAUGGAUUCAAGGAGACUGCAAGGGGAUGCUGCGGCACAGGAAUUUAUGAGGUUACACUUACUUGUAAUAGCUUCACUGCACCCCCAUGUGAAGAUGUUUCGAAGUACUUAUUCUGGGACACCUAUCACCCUACAGAGAGAGCGUAUAACAUUAUCAUAAAAAAAAUUUUAAGGCAGUAUCCGUCAUCACUAAACUAAAACUUGAUAAUUCACCAGUAAUAAAUAGAAAAUGUGUUGUUCUGUUGCCAGGCAAUAUAAUGACCAUUUAAAAAGAAUUUCCUGAUCA
Messenger RNA from Musa acuminata AAA Group (dessert banana), 1176 nucleotides. RefSeq names its product GDSL esterase/lipase EXL3-like. NCBI's taxonomy places the organism in Eukaryota, Viridiplantae, Streptophyta, Magnoliopsida, Zingiberales, Musaceae. The transcript is spliced from 5 exons. Bases 21 to 1088 code for a protein of 355 amino acids. Gene Ontology annotation, molecular function: hydrolase activity, acting on ester bonds. The record is from RefSeq and is a predicted model, not a curated record.